Antechinus flavipes (yellow-footed antechinus) is the source of this 1465-nucleotide messenger RNA. RefSeq names its product transmembrane protein 80 (gene TMEM80). The record is from RefSeq and is a predicted model, not a curated record. Gene Ontology annotation, cellular component: ciliary transition zone. Lineage: Eukaryota; Metazoa; Chordata; Mammalia; Dasyuromorphia; Dasyuridae. The coding region runs from base 134 to 688 and encodes 184 amino acids. Gene Ontology annotation, biological process: non-motile cilium assembly. The transcript has 6 exons.
GCGACGGAGGGCGCCAGAGGGCGUAGAGCCCAGGCCGGAGAGGGGAGGCAGGGGGCAGAGCACUAGAUCCAGAUCCCUCGUCCGGGGGGGCCGCGGGCGGCCGAGGAAGCCGGCCAGCUAACGCCACCCCACCAUGCCAAGUUUGGCGCCUGCGCAGAAGAUCAUCCAUCCUCCUCUCCUCCGUGCCGCUGCAGAUGCAGUUUCGCUUAAGUGGAAUCUAUUAUCCUGUCUAUUUCUUGAUCUCGCUGCUGGUGAUCUUUUACAAAAGAAAUCGCUAAGGAAGGAAAGGGACCCGCAGGCGCAGAGUGUUCGGGGCAGCCCUCGUGGUGGUGGCAACGGAUCGGAAAAGGGGCGGAAGCCCCUCGGGGGGAAUGGCCGCGCCAACUGCGUGCACCUCUUCGCUUACCCGCCCGCGUACUGGGCCGUCGAUGUGCUCCUGCUGGGCAGCAUGGGCGUCCUGGAGGCCCUGCGGCUCUACCUGGGCGCAAAGGGCAACUUGACGGAGGAGGAGACCCUGCUGGGCAGCAGCCUCCUGCUGACCGUGGCCAACGCCUUCCUGUCUCUGUACUUCCUGCUGUGGGCCACCUUCGUGCUGUGGAUCGACGUCCUCCUCAACGGGGCCCUGCUGACCCUCUACGGCCUGGAGGGCCUCCUGCAGGCCGUGACCAUCGCGGCCUUUGUCAGCUAGCCUCCGCCGCCCCCUGGCUCCCGUUCCACCUGUGAGGAAGCAAAGGUCUGCCGGGGGCCGGGAUCUCACCCUCGGGGGCCAGAAUCUCACCCUCGGGGGCCAGGAUCUCACCCUGGGGGGGCCGCGAUCUCACCCUCGGCCAUGAUCUCACCCUCGGGGGCCGGGAUCUCACCCUCGGGGGGCCGUGAUCUCACCCUCGGGGGGCCGGGAUCUCACCCUCGGGGGGCCGGGAUCUCACCCUGGGGGGGCCAGGAUCUCACCCUCGGGGGGCCGGGAUCUCACCCUGGGGGGGCCAGGAUCUCACCCUGGGGGGGCCGCGAUCUCACCCUCGGCCAUGAUCUCACCCUCGGGGGCCGGGAUCUCACCCUCGGGGGGCCGGGAUCUCACCCUGGGGGGGGCCAGGAUCUCACCCUCGGGGGGUCCGGCCUGGAAUCAGGGAGCCCCAAUCCCAGAUCCAGCCUCAGACACUCCUGGAUAAGUCACCCGGCUGCCACCUGCCUCAGUUUUGUCCUCUGUAAAGUGGGAUCAGCACAGCCCCUCUGUGGGCUGGGGCGAGGAGCCGAGGAGAUUUGUAGGGCACCCAGUAGGCAUCUGCCGGGCCCUGGUGAGGAGAGGCCGCACAGCCGGGCUCCCGGGGCCCGGACAGGUGCCAGGCGAGGGCCCGUGUGGCCAGUGCUGGGAGAAGAAGAUGGGCAGGACCCCCUCCCCUUCUCUCUCUCCGGCCCCUCACGGCGCAGGGGGCUUCAUACUUUGUUUCCAAAUAAAAUCUCUGCCCCA